AAUUUAGCUGUUAUAUCAUGGAUGCAAGCAAAAGAGUGGAGCCAGCCGUGUCUUCGCAAACACUACAGCAGCGAGCCAACCCAGAUCGCAGCCUCGCCACUACCAUCUACGUGCCCGAGCAAGGGGGUUACCAAGAGAAGUUCCUGAAGCAUGUGGAAGAGAAGUACAAGUGUGAAAAGUGUCGGCUAGUCCUCUGCAACCCCCGGCAGACAGAAUGUGGACACCGCUUCUGUGAAACCUGUAUGAAUUCGCUGCUAAGCUCUCCAAGCCCACAAUGCACGGCAUGUGAAGAAAUAAUCAUUAAAGACAAGGUGUUCAAGGAUAACUGUUGUCGGCGGGAAGUGUUGGCUCUUCAGAUGUACUGCAGGAAUGAUACU
Molecule: messenger RNA, 377 nt
Organism: Staurois parvus
Lineage: Eukaryota; Metazoa; Chordata; Amphibia; Anura; Ranidae
Source: the annotation of a GenBank genome assembly